This is a messenger RNA of Elaeis guineensis (African oil palm), 2915 nucleotides long. Its product is annotated as fimbrin-4. NCBI's taxonomy places the organism in Eukaryota, Viridiplantae, Streptophyta, Magnoliopsida, Arecales, Arecaceae. Gene Ontology annotation, biological process: actin filament network formation; actin filament bundle assembly. The record is from RefSeq and is a predicted model, not a curated record. Gene Ontology annotation, cellular component: actin filament bundle; actin filament; cytoplasm. Gene Ontology annotation, molecular function: actin filament binding.
UUCUGGCAGGGUCCCCGAAGAGUUCGCUGUUCCGCAGAAAAAGCCGCUUUUUAUCCUCCAAACCCUUCUAUUUUGUUAGUAUUUAGUCUUUCCUUCGCCUUGUCGGCAGGGCCGAAUCGGAAACCUCGGGGCCCCACCACCAUUCCUCGAGUUCGAAAUAGAGAAAGGAAAGAAAAGCCCGAAAAAAGAGUGCGAAAUUCUCGCCUUCUCGUACGAAUCUUCGAUUCCCACAGGAAAUUCGCGUGUUUUCUUGUUUGAAUCGAUCGAGAUUGUGAUUUCGAUCUGAAAUCAGUUCAAAGAUUGGAUUUUUCGAUUGGGUUUUGAUUGUUUCGGCUCUUGGUCUCGUGAAUCCAAAAAACGAAGCAGAAAAGGAGUCGUAAGAUCAGAUAACAGGGGAUUGGAUCGAAAGAGAGAUGUCAGCUGCUGGGGUCUUCGUCUCCGAUCCCUGGCUCCAGAGCCAAUUCACGCAGGUGGAGCUUCGAGGUCUUAAAUCCAAAUUUCUUUCCGCGAAGGAGUCGGGUCUCGUGAAGGUGAGGGAUCUGCCACCGGUGAUGGGAAAGUUGAAGGGUCUCAAUGAGUUGCUUAACGAGGAAGAAAUUACGGCGAUCUUGGGCGAGUCAUAUCCUGACACCGGCCAAGAGAUAGACUUCGAAUCAUUCCUUCGGGCAUACUUGGAUCUACAAGCAAAGGCAGCAGCCAAAUUGGGCAGCACGAAGAAUUCAUCGUCGUUCUUGAAGGCAACCACCACGACACUCCUUCACACCAUCAACGAAUCAGAGAAGUCAUCCUAUGUGACACAUAUCAACAGUUAUCUUGGGGAGGAUCCAUUUCUGAAGAAGUAUCUGCCUCUGGACCCUGCCUCUAAUGAUCUGUUCAACCUUGUGAGGGAUGGUGUCCUCCUCUGUAAAUUGAUCAAUGUGGCGGUGCCGGGAACAAUAGAUGAGAGGGCAAUUAAUAAAAAACGAGUACUGAAUCCAUGGGAGAGGAAUGAGAAUCAUACUCUUUGCCUCAAUUCUGCGAAGGCAAUUGGAUGCACAGUGGUCAACAUUGGAACUCAGGACCUGGUUGAAGGGAGGCCUCAUUUGGUACUUGGGUUGAUAUCUCAAAUGAUAAAGAUACAACUAUUGGCUGAUCUUAACCUCAAGAAAACACCUCAGCUGCUGGAGUUGGUGGAUGACAGCCAGGAUGUGGAGGAGCUGAUGAGCUUAGCACCAGAAAAAAUGCUAUUGAAAUGGAUGAAUUUUCAUCUCAAGAAAGCAGGGUACAAGAAAACAGUAUCAAAUUUUUCUUCCGAUCUUAAGGAUGGAGAGGCUUAUGCUUACCUUCUCAAUACUCUUGCUCCUGAGCAUUGUAGCACAGCCACCUUGGAAACCAAGGAUCCUAAUGCAAGGGCAAAAAUGGUACUUGACCAAGCAGAGAAGUUGGAUUGCAAAAGAUACUUAUCUCCAAAGGACAUUGUUGAAGGCUCUCCUAAUCUGAAUCUUGCAUUUGUAGCACAAAUAUUCCAGCACAGGAAUGGUUUAUCCACAGACAGCAAGAAGAUGUCCCUUGCAGAGAUGACGCCUGAUGAUAUCCAAGUAUCUAGAGAAGAAAAAGCCUUCCGGUUGUGGAUCAACAGUCUUGGAAUUGCGACAUAUGUUAAUAAUUUGUUUGAGGACGUCAGAAAUGGAUGGGUUCUUUUGGAAGUACUUGAUAAAGUGUCUCCUGGAUCAGUUAAUUGGAAGCAGGCAACAAAGCCUCCCAUCAAGAUGCCAUUCAGAAAAGUGGAAAACUGCAAUCAAGUUAUAAAGAUCGGAAAAGGGUUGAAUUUUUCACUAGUAAAUGUAGCUGGGAAUGACAUUGUGCAAGGAAAUAAGAAGCUCAUUCUGGCCUACUUGUGGCAGUUAAUGAGAUUCAGUAUUCUUCAGCUACUGAAGAACUUGAGAUGCCACUCCCAAGGAAAAGAGAUAUCAGAUGCUGAUAUCCUAAAUUGGGCCAAUAAUAAAGUGAAGAAAUCAGGCAAAACCACUCAAAUAGAAAGUUUUAAGGACAAAAGCCUAUCAAAUGGAAUAUUUUUCCUUGAGCUUCUUAGUGCUGUCAAGCCAAGGGUUAUAAACUGGAAACUGGUUACGAAGGGUGAAGAUGAUGAACAGAAGAAGUUAAAUGCUCAAUAUAUAAUCAGUGUUGCGAGAAAGCUUGGAUGUUCCAUCUUUUUGUUGCCUGAGGACAUAAUGGAGGUAAACCAGAAGAUGAUCCUUACACUAACUGCAAGCAUCAUGUACUGGAGUCUGCAGCAACCUGCAGCAAACUCUGAAGCACCCUCGGAAACUGCAGAGUCCGCUGUGAUGUCUGAGCCAUCCACUGAGGAUGCUGCCUCAGAGAAAUCUCCCUCAGACAAAGAAGAUGAAAGUGUUGUUGCAGACAGCAUUUCAAACUUGAGUGUUGAUGAUGCAACUUCAGACACCUCACAAAUUGAAAAUGGCAAUGAUACUAUUAAAGAGUGACUCAUAAACUCAGUCCAUCCAAAGAUAAGCAAAGUUAAAAAGGGAAGCACAUCUAGUAUUUUGGUAGAAAAAACUUCUAUAGAUCCACAGUACCAUAUAGCAGCAUGCUUUUUUACAUAUCAAAGUGGUUAUAUCAAAAGAAAAAUGUUUUUGCUUUUUAAUUUCUCAUUUGAGGAGGAAAAGAAAAUAAUAGGUAUGAGAAUGUGUUUAUAGGUUUUUCAAUUCUGGUAUAGGUAUUCUUUGACAAUUGAAUUUUGUUCAUCUUGUUGAAUAAAUAAUUCAAAAGGAGUGGCAUUGUUUGGGCAGAUGUGGGUGAGGACAGUUUCUUUACAUGUAAUUUUUUUUUAUAAAUGAUUUCUUGUAUGGUUUAGGUUGCCAGAGAAUGUUACUCUUUUAUUAUUUACAAAUGUAGACUGAACGUGUGUUUUUUUC